This is a messenger RNA of Neopsephotus bourkii (Bourke's parrot), 1327 nucleotides long. Its product is annotated as protein FAM13A-like. Lineage: Eukaryota; Metazoa; Chordata; Aves; Psittaciformes; Psittacidae. Gene Ontology annotation, biological process: regulation of GTPase activity; signal transduction. Bases 592 to 1185 code for a protein of 197 amino acids. The record is from RefSeq and is a predicted model, not a curated record. The transcript has 6 exons. Gene Ontology annotation, cellular component: cytoplasm.
UGUAUCUGAAAGUAUUAUAAUAGAAGAUGUUGGGCUUAACAGCAUCUACAUCUACUAUAUUUCAAAGGCUGAAUAGAUCCUUGCUUGUGUGUUUACCAAACGACUGUGCAGGUGUUAUAUAAAUGUGUAUCUGUAAUACGCAUACACUGCAAGUCAUCUCAAAAUAUUUUACUUAACUGCUGCUAGCAGGCAGAAUGGACAGCAGGUACUAUGAAUAUCUGCAAACCUGUCUUGAAAAAUCCCACUCAGAAGUAAAUAUCAAGCACACAGUCAGCAUGCUCCAGGAAGCUGUGCUUUUGUGUGUGUUGGGUCCAUGGAAACAUCUGAUGGUAACACAUAUAUUAGCUUGUGCAGUGUUUCUCUGGAAGCAAGUGCUGGUUACAAGGAAUCCACCUCUGCUAGCACUGAAUUUCUACCUUUGACAAAAUCUGGAGUGAAACUACUGAUUAAGAUGAUGCCUAGCAAUUAUGCUACAGUAAGUUAAUUACCGAGGAACAGCUUUGGCUAGACUGCUUGGGUUUGUGAAAGGAAGAAAGGUGAUGGUGUCGUCUGAACAGCACAGCUGAAAUAUUGACACUCCUGCAGUCUAAUAUGGGAACAAGUGCUUCCCUUUCAAUCUGUAAAUCUUUAUCUUCUAUUCAAGUGAGGCACACAACAAGUAAAGUCUCACCAGAUCUCAGAGAAAGAAGCACGUUUGGUGUUCCUCUGGAAACCCUCAUACAGGAUGCAACGCAAUAUGGAGUUCCUCUUCUUGUGACACAGAUGGUGGAGUACCUGGAAGCAUUUGGCCUUGAGCAUGUUGGUAUAUUUCGAAUCAGUGGCUCAGUAAAUAAAAUCAAGGAAUUGAAGCAGAAAUACAAUCAAGGAGAAAAAGUAGACCUUGUUACUGAUGGAGAUGUUGAUUCUGUUGCCAGUCUCCUGAAACUCUUUCUGAAAGAACUGCCAGUGGCUGUUUUUCCAGACAACAUCUGUUCUGGCUUGUUAAACACUUUCCAAGAGCACAAAAUUCACACAACAGAAUGCAUACAGAACCUGAGACAAUUGCUCAACUGCCUACCCAAAGCUCAUCAGAACCUUCUUCAGUUCCUGUCUGCUUUCCUGUUAAAGGUAGCAACACACAGUGCAGUGAAUUUCAUGACUCUGGAAAACUUAGCUGUUGUGUUUGGACCCGCUCUGUUCAAGUGAUUCUGGUAAUAAGACAUUCUAGCCAUCAAAGUUCACCUUCAUAAACUAAACUAGAGCAAACCUACUCUCUUCCAGCUCCAGUGCCAGAUCCCUGUCAGUCCCUUGGCUUGUGAAGAACAGAGACUUUACAAUGGCCUCCUGC